GUUCGAGCUCCUAUCUAAGCUCCGUGUUAUAUAUUAUCUUACUUAUAUCUAGCCUCCGUGGAUAAAAUAAAUCCAUGCCUCAGUCAUACGCAAUAGAUCGAGUUAAGUGUUAUUAGACGUAUAUUUACACUAACAGAAAUGCUUGUAAAAGUAAAAGUUCAGUGUCACUCAUUUGCAAAGUAACAAUACGUACCAACUUGAAACUAUUGAAAAUUAUAUAAGGGCCACAAUUGAUUCAAACAAUUUUAUGAAAACGUUGUCUCAGAUACGGGAGCUUACGGUACCAACUCAUUACAUUCCAAAUAUACAGGAGAAACUAGUUUUCUAUGUAUUGCAAAAUUAUAUAAAAGUCAACCCUUUCCUGAGACAUGGACGAAAUGAAGAUGGGGUCACGGGAAGGACGUGCCAAAUUUUUACUGAAUAUGAAAAUAAGAUGCGAGCAUGAACGCGUAAAUCAAAUGAUGAUUCAGAAGUACGAAGAGGCCAGAGCUCGAAAACUUAGCUGUUCUAGAAGUCGAAAUCGAUAUCGGAGUCUCAGUUCCUUCAGGAGUAAUAAUAGAAACAGGAGAAGGUCUUUAGAGAACUCGUGCAGACAGGAAAUUCGCUGUAGUCUGCCUCAUAUUUUAGAUAAGAGUAAAAAAGUUUCAUUACUCAAAGGACUCAAAGGAGCGCGAAAGUCAAUCUCUCCAACAAAAUUGAAGGGAAUAAUUGUAACGAUUGAUCGGGAUAUCUCAACAACUAGUCCUCAGUUGGGAAGUAUUAAGCGGGACAUAGUAAACCUUGAGACUGAUGUAGUAGUUAUGCGAAGAAAGGGUGAAGGAAUAACCCCAAUAUUCGACCGCCCAGAACUCAAGACCUCUGAUAUAUUAAUAUCCAACGAUAAAAAUGACGACCGGCGAACAAUCAGACAUAGUUAUCGUUCAAACGAAAGAAGUUCCCGGGACCGCAAACGCGACGGAUCAUCUUCUAGGGGCCACAGAUCUCGUGAUCGUUCAAACGAAAGAAGUUCUCUGGACCGCAAACGCGACGGAUCAUCUUCUAGGGACCAUAGAUCUCGUUAUCGUUCAAACGAAAGAAGUUCCCGGGACCGCAAACGCGACGGAUCACCUAGGGGCCAUAGAUCUCGUGAUCGUUCAAACAAAGGAAGUGAUCGUUACGGUUUAAGUGAACGCAUUUCUGCGCAUUGGGCACCGCCACAAUUUCCUAUCAUUAUGCCUUAUAAUAGGAUACCUAUGGCGAUAAACCCGAUGAUGACUACGCAACAUCAAAAUUUUUUUGUUAGCAGAAUGAUGCCACCGAUGAUAAGUCCGAGAGGUCCAAUGCAUCCGAAUUUUCUACAAAUUCCUAAUUAUCAAGACAUUAAAGAUCUCUGAUCAACCUCGGUACUUCUCACUUUGAAUCACG
Cotesia congregata is the source of this 1404-nucleotide messenger RNA. The record is from the annotation of a GenBank genome assembly. Lineage: Eukaryota; Metazoa; Arthropoda; Insecta; Hymenoptera; Braconidae.